AUGUUUUUAUUACCUUCGUCCACAUCAACAAUUUUAUUCGAUAAGAACUUUGCUCUUGAUGUUGAAAAUUACACAGUUUCCAUUGAAGAACUAAGUCAUGAUGAAAAUUUCCUUGAAAAAUAUACAACAUGGUCAUUAGAACUAUUUUCUCAACACGACUAUCUCUAUGGUAAUCCUCAUGCGUUACUUUCAGAUUUGAUUAAUUCCGAACGAUAUGAAAAACGUAAUGACUUUGCUGUUGUCAUUCAACCAUUUAUGACUCAUAAUAAACUAUCAUAUAAACAUAAUAAUAAAAUUGAUUUUAGUUAUUUUGCACCAGCUUGCUUUCAUUUGAGUGAUAAAGGUCAUUCGUUAGCUGCAAUUUCACUUUGGAAUAAUCUGUUUGAACCUGUUGGUGGCAAAACAAGGACAUGGCAUAUCGGUAAACCAUUGAAAUACCACACAAAAGAAUAUCCAUAUAUUUUUACAUCGAAAAAUUCUGCUAAAGCAUUAGAUGAACUGAAAAGUAGAACUCUGAUGCGAACAACUGAUUGUGCAACAAAAAUAAUUAGGAAUACUUCUACUUCCGACCAUAAUCCUACCAGUCAUUAUCAUCGUAAACAUAAAAAAGUCGACUCUGAUUUGUCUCACACUAAAUAA
Molecule: messenger RNA, 639 nt
Organism: Rotaria socialis
Lineage: Eukaryota; Metazoa; Rotifera; Eurotatoria; Philodinida; Philodinidae
Source: the annotation of a GenBank genome assembly